Molecule: messenger RNA, 2939 nt
Organism: Astyanax mexicanus (Mexican tetra)
Lineage: Eukaryota; Metazoa; Chordata; Actinopteri; Characiformes; Acestrorhamphidae
Product: golgin subfamily A member 6-like protein 22
Exons: 7
Coding region: 404-2683 (759 amino acids)
Molecular function (GO): GTP binding
Source: RefSeq, a predicted model, not a curated record
UCCACCAAAGUGCAACAGAGUGGAGUGGUGAGGGAGGGGGGAGGACACUCAGACAAACACCUCACUCUCACAGAAACAAACUACAUACUCCACAUUGAGCUAAACAUUCACUAGUCACAACUAUUCACAGGAACAGGAAGAACAGGAAGGCCCGCCCCAUCCGGUCAGAGCACGCAGGUCAUUGGCGAGUGUAGAUCCAGCAGAGAAGAUCUAUUGGCCAGCAAGGCGACGCUCCUCCUACUGGGUCCUCCCACCAGACCUAAUCAGCCAAUCAGAGACAGGGAAAGAGCGAGAGACAGACAGAGAGAGAGAAACGGGGAGAAAGACAGAAAAACACGUUCUACGUGCAUAUGCACGUAACACUACAUAAAGUGAAGAAUACCAACCUGUAAAGUACUCAGAUAUGUUUUUGUGUUUGUUUUCCCACACAGAAGAGUUUACACUUGUCAUUCCUUGUGAUGAAAUUGAUUCCAUUGGCUCCAGUGUCACAGUGCCCUGUCACCUAUCCCCUGAUAUCAGUGCGGAUGCCAUGGAGAUCAGGUGGUUUAAGGGGACAGACUGUGUUUGCCUCUAUAAGAACAGGCAGCUGACAGAGGGGCGGGGUUUCGAGGACAGAGUGAACCUGUUCAGGGAGGAGCUGGAGAGAGGAGAUGUGUCCUUACAGCUGAGAAACUGCACAGAGUCAGAUUCGGGGAGUUACCUGUGCCAGGUGAAAAGUGACCUCAGAACAGAAGAGAUAACAGCAGCUGUACAGAUGGUCAGUGAUGACUUUGGCUGGAUAAAAAAAAUGGUUAAAGUAGAGGCAGAAUGGACUGAAGAGGAGCGAAUGAAAAUGGAGGAAUCUGCUGUGCUAACUGAGUUUAAAGCAAGCAAUAUGGUUGAUCUUGUCAAAAGAAUGGAUGAGGAAAGGAGAAAAGAGCAACAGCAACUGAAGGAAGCCAGGAUUUGUUUGGACAACAUUUUGAAAGAACUAGAAGAUAAAGAUAAUCAACUGCAUCAACUGCAUCAGAUGUUAGCAGAGAGUGAUAAAACAAUUCAAGACCAUUUAGCUGAAAUGGAGAGACAUGAACAGCUGGAAGAUUCACAUUGUGCUGGUCACAUGGAGACUGAAGAUGCGGCUACUUCUAUAAGAAAAACACAUAGUCAAGAGCUACCUCCAGAUAUGAACAGUGAACCUGGUGUAGAUUCUUCAGAAUCAGCUCCUGCUUCAGAGCUCAGGCUGGUGCUGCUGGGGAGAACUGGAUGUGAGAUGAGUGCAGCAGGAGACACCAUCCUGGGUGGAGAGGAGAGGAGCCAGACUGGAGCUUCUACAGUGAGGCAGCAGAGUGAGAGCAGACAGGGGGAGGUGGCUGGGAGGAAGGUGACUGUGGUGGAAACUCCUGACUGGUUCAGUCCUGAAAGCUCUCUGGAGGAAUUGAGGCAGGACGUGGGACUCUGUGUCCGUCUGUCUGCUCCAGGACCUCACGCCUUCCUCCUAGUGAUCCCGGUAAAGCAGUCCAUUGGAGAGGUGAAAGGGAUGGUGGAGAAAAUGGAGGAGAUCUUUUGGGAGAUGUGUUGGAAGAACACUAUGAUUCUUUUCACCGUUACUGGUGAACAACAGAAGAAAGACAUUGAACUACUGCUGAACUCAUCUGAAGAUGAGGAUAUCCAGAGGCUUGUAGAGAAAUGUGAGAACAGGUUUCACUGUCUGAACAUUAAGGAGAGUGGAGAUGAUUCUCAGGUGUCAGAGCUGCUGGAGAAGAUCAAGGAGAUGGUGAAAGGCAAUGAAGGAGGUUUCUAUAGCAGUGAGAUCUACCGUGAAAUCAGGGAAAUGGAGAAAAGGAUUACUAAAGAAAGAGAAGAGAAUAAACAGAGGGAGAUACAGAAAGUUAGAGACAAACUAGAGAAGGAGGUCCAAGAUGCUUUGAUGAGCAUAAUGGAAGAAAUCCAAGAGCUUGAGAAGAGAAUACAGCAACAUGAGGAACAAAUACUAGAAUUGGAGAGAUUACUGGAAGAAGAGAGAAAUGAUGAAACAAAAAGAGAGUUGGAGAUACAGCUAAAAAAAGAAAUUCAGCUGAGGAAAGAGACUGAACAGAAGCUGAGAGAACUAAAGAUCGCAUGGGACAAAAGGGAAGCCCAGAUGAAAGAAAAGCACAGACAGGAGAUGGAUGAGAUCAUAGAGAUGUAUGAAGGAGAAGUCAGGCUGGAGGCAGAGAGAAACCUCAUGAAGAUCAUCCUACCCGAACUCCACCGUACCGUUUGGGUUCUUAUCUCUAAGAUGCAGAAACAGUUCCUUGUGAAGAUGGGAGAAAAGGAAAGCGAAUUAAUGACCCUAAAACGGAACCUGGCAGAACUCCAGGAAAACUACAGGCAACUGGAAAAUGAUUAUCAGACAGCUCUGAAGAACAUGGAAGACACAGAAGCAGGUGGAGAAGAAGAAAGAACAGGUGCAGUGGCAUCUGAAGAGAGAGAAGAAACAGAGCAAAGUCAGGACGAAGUGGAAAGUUUACCAGAAGGAGAAACAGAUGAUGGUGAGGGAAAAAGAACUGAGGAAGAUGAAGAAAAGGGCGGGGUUGAGAAGACUGAGGCUGGGGAUGAACAGGAAACAACACAUGAUGGUCAGGAGGAAGCCAGAGGAAUUCGUCAACUCUUCAACUUCUGCUGCUGUUUCGUUCGACAGUAUGAUCCUGUGGACACUCAGUGAACUUUGAACUAAAGAACUAUAAGAAUGAUUAAAAUGUCCCACAAAUAAACUACUAAUUUUCGUUUUUAAUUUAAUUCAACUCAAACAAUGGCUUAAAACUAAGCUUGAAUGUAUUUUGGGAAACUAAAAAAAGGCAAAUGAUCAAGUAAAGUUUGUAAUAUUUCUCUUGUAUUAUUUGUUAGAAUGGUACGUACAGAAUGUUAUGUGUUACUCUGUACAACUAAACCACACAAAAUCAACGUCAAAAGAAAUAAAG